AUGGCUGAAACAUAUGGUGAUGAAGCAGGGGGGUUGGAGAUAGACCCUGAAGAACUUGAGGAGAAAGGAAAAACAACGUACGUCAGUCAAUUAUCUGUCAUUGAUCAAUGGGACCUCAUUAAGAAAGUGAAAGAUCUGGCAACCAAUGGAAAAGACAAAUUGAGAAAUCUAUGUUGUCCAUUCACGCCUUCAGUGUUAUUUGGCAGUAUCCUAGCAACAAUGGGCGUGACUGCCUUUGUUGGUACUAUCACAGCCGUAGUUAUAGUUACCAAUCAAAACGGUGAAGGAAAUGUGAAUUCCUCAUUGGAAGUAUCAACACCUUCAUGGAUGACUACGUUGGUGCACACAACGGAGUACGGUACGCCCAAUUCAACGGUUAUUUCAAUAACCGACAUGAUGGCAGUCACUACAGAUCAUGGUUCGACAAAAGAAGCAACGUCCAUUCCUACGACACUCACCGAUAAUUCUAUCAUGAUAUCGACGAUAGAUACAACGGACAGAGUUACAAGUAUACCCACUACAGAACCAAUAGCUGCUGUACCGUUCACCACGGUGGAAAAAUCCACACAGGCGACGGACAAAAUGUCAAGUACAACCUCAAUCUUCCAAGCUACUCGCACGGGGCUUCCUACUGAGUUAACGAAAACCUCACCUUACAUCCCUACAACGACAACCAGCAGUGAGAUUUCUUCUCCGGUGUUUGCUACAGUAGCAUCUCACACGUCGUUUACAACUGCCAAUAAUUUCCCGCCACCAACUACUGCACAGACGACAGUGCCACCUACCACGCAAGCUCUGGUAUCCGAAAUACCAUUAUCUACGUUAAUGACUACGUUGACUCCUACCACAACAACUAUGGCGUCAACAAGUGAAGCAACUACUACCCCAAUGACUAAAUUCUCGUCUCCCAUGACAACUUUGGUGUCAACAAUAAAAUCAACUUCCCCAAAGACGACGCUGCUGUCGACCACAACAACUUUGGCGUCAACAACUUUAGGUACUACGCUAAUGACGACGCUACUGCCUACUACAACAACUUUGGUGUCAACAAUAAAACUAACUUCUCCGAAGACGACAAUGCUGCUAACCACAACGGCACCAGUAACCAGUUCGCCUUUUACGACCGAAACACCGUGCAGUUCUUAUUGCGCCGAUGUGUGCACGGUAAAUAGUCUACAAUCGUGUCCCUGUGACAAUACGUCGUGUGAAUACCAACACAUUGGUUGUUUCGGUGAUUCAAGCGUGCGUGCUAUACCGACGCUCGAGGGAACUGACCAACGAUUAGACGGGGUAUACUCAUCGCGAAUUAAUGCUAUCGAGAAAUGCGCUUCCGUAGCUCGAGAUAAUGGUUACGCUAUGUUUGCCAUUCAGAAUGGAGGAUGGUGUGCAUCAGGUUGCACAGCUUGCCAAACGUAUGCGACAUAUGGACCCUCGGUUGCAUGUGCUGGUGACGGCAAAGGUGGUGGUUAUGCAAACGAUGUUUACAUCUUUGUAGACCAAACACCUUGA
Saccoglossus kowalevskii is the source of this 1509-nucleotide messenger RNA. Its product is annotated as mucin-5AC-like. Lineage: Eukaryota; Metazoa; Hemichordata; Enteropneusta; Harrimaniidae. The record is from RefSeq and is a predicted model, not a curated record.